UUUGGUUUGUGUUUCGAAUUUGGAGCGAGCGGCGCCGAGUGUAGCCGAGUGCUACCGAAUAAUAUCGAAUGGCUCGACGGUAUAAACGGAAUAAGAGAGGAUGGGGAAAGGCGAAGUUGCACGAAGAUGCACGAAGUAGGAAUCGGAGCAAGUCGGAAGUUUCGGAGCGGAGUUCGGCGCUCGGCGGCUCGGCUCGAGUUCGGACGUUCGUGGUUCGGAUUGUUCGGAGUUGAUGACGGAGCGGAGCCGCGGGCGGGCAGUCGGGCACGCGCGAGCGCGACUGCGAGCUGUGAGUUGUGACUCUGUGAGGCAAAGCGAUCGCGAGUGAACGUGUGUCGCGCGCGUCGCGUUCCCCGCGCUUUUCGUCUAUGCGUCAAAUCAACGACGUGCCUCUCUCUCCUCUUUUCUUGUUGUCUCCCUUCGCACGUUGCAUCACGUAAAAUCGCGGCCGCGUGCGCCGUUACAAGCGUAUGUAUCAUGCGUGUGUUGCAUCGCGCGUGAGUGUCCCGCGAUUAUGAUCGCGGUGUACGCAUCUUUGUUGCAUCCGUCACGUGGAUUAUCGCCGGUCCAACGAAAGGGACGUCGCGCCGGGGGAUUUUUGUUCGACUGCAAGUGAAUCUCGUAUCGACGACGAAAUCGAGAAGGACGCAUUGUAGCUGUUAUAGAAAUGCUGAAGAAUUGCCAAGAUAUUGUUGUACGGAGAUAUCGUAUGUUCUCCGUUACUCUGAAGUUUACGUAUCGCGCGUGAUGCAUAUACAGUUGGUAAUAUCCGGAAAGAUCGAAACUAUCUUCACGAAAGAAGGAUGCAACGCAUGAAGGCUGAUAAGAUGAUAGAACGGCUCGUCUUACAAACAGUUGACACGGUGUCGUGCGUACGUCAUUGAAAAUCGAAGAUCGCUCCUUCGAUCGGGGGUGGUGGCGAUGUUCAGGAACGAGUAUUUAAGCAAGACACGGAACUACGCGAGAGCUGUUAAGAAAAGGACCGUGGUAUAGUCUUACGGGCUAUUAUGACGGACUACUUGGAUCCACAUUUUGUUCGGGCUCUCUGCCGUGAUCCAGAAAGACGGACCCUUCAGGACUUGCAAAUCAUAUAUUAUGGGUUACUGGGUCUGGAGGCCUUACGUCCAUGUAGAGACUCCGUUCUUCGCGGGCUCUGCAAAAUCGUACGUUACGAGAGACACCAUGCGAACCAUGUCCUUUAUUACACCGGCGAGUUGGCUACAAGUUGGUACAUCCUUCUUUCCGGCUCUGUAUUCAUCGAUGGAUCCAUGUUCCUCCCUCGUUCAAGCUUCGGGAAGCGGACGGGUGGCAGCGCCAGGCGACCCAACGAAUGCUUCGUCCUCGAGCCCUCCGAGAUGAUUGUCAUCGACUACCCGGAAGUCCAUGGUGGAGGGAGGAUGCAUCGACCACCGCAUCCCCAUCCCAUAACCGACCACCGACAAGUCAAUCUGGUCUUCGAUGACACGUUCUCACAGGGCCUUACAGGCAGGCCGGAGCUGUAUCAGAAAUCAAACAGGAGCAGUCAUUCGAGUGACACAAGUUCAGCAUACAGUGGAUCCGACACUAUGACAUCUGUACAAAGUUCAUUAGAUGCAGAUCCUGAUGAAGUGGAUUUGUCGGGUCUUGUGGAGUCCAUUGUUGAUAGCGAUGAGGAGGAAGAUCUGGCAGAAAGCAUGGAUAGUUUAACGGUACGUGAUCCUGUACGAGAAUGUUUAGAGAAGGAUCCUGUUGAGAGAACAGAGGACGACAUAGAGACGCUUUUAGAAUUUACGCAACAAUUGAAAGCUUUCACAAAUAUGACUUUGGCUGUUAGAAGAGCGCUGUGUGCUGUGAUGGUGUUCGCGGUAGUCGAUCGUGCUGGAAUGGUGGUCCUGAAUGAUGGCGAGGAACUCGACAGUUGGAGCGUGUUAAUCAACGGUGCUGUUGAGAUUGAGCAUAGCAAUGGUGAGAUUGAACAACUCGGUCUCGGUGAUAGCUUUGGUAUCUUGCCUACUAUGGAGAGGCUGCUACAUCGUGGAGUUAUGAGAACAAAGUGCGACGAUUGCCAAUUUGUUUGUGUCACGCAAGCAGAUUAUUUUCGAAUACAACAUCAAGGUGAAGAGAAUACCAGGAGACACGAAGAGAAUGGAAGGGUAAUUUUAGUGACUGAAUUGCGGGGAGCUUUGGAUGGUGCAGCGCGAAGAGGUCACGUGGUGAUUCGAGGAACGCCAGAGCGUUUGAUGUUACAGCUCAUUGAAGAAAACAGUAUUACAGAUCCUACUUAUGUGGAAGAUUUUUUAUUGACUCAUCGAACGUUUAUCGAUAGUCCGUUGUUAGUCGCAAGUCAAUUGUUGGAGUGGUUUGAUCAAGCGCAAGUGCGAGAUCGCGUUGCACGCGUCGUGCUCUUAUGGGUGAACAAUCAUUUUACCGAUUUCGAAACUGAUCCAGCGAUGAUGGAAUUUUUAGAAGCAUUUGAAACUGGAUUGGAAAGAGAGAAAAUGUUAGGGCAGCAAAGGUUGUUAAAUAUUGCGUGUGCGGCGAAAGCGAGAACGCGGAAUGUAACGUUAGCCAGGCCAAACAGGGACGAGGUCCUAAAUUUUAGCAUUUUAGGAGGAUUUGAGAGAGGUUUUGGUAUAUUUAUCUCAAAAGUUGACAAGAGAUCCAAGGCUGAAGAUGUCGGUUUAAAGAGAGGUGACCAGAUCUUAGAAGUAAAUGGCCAAAGUUUCGAGCAUGUAAAUCAUGCGAAAGCUCUUGAUAUUUUGAGAGCUUCUACGCAUCUCAGUAUAACUGUAAAAUCUAAUUUACUUGCUUUCAAAGAAAUGCUUCAAAUGCCAGAUAAUUCUCCGAGACCUCGAGGUAGAACAAGUAAGCCGGAAAUACCAAGGCUUCAAUCGGAUCCACGAGCUAGAUUAUCAACACAUGUGGAUCCCAUGACUCCUGUAAAUCCUUUAAAUCCUAUGAUUGGUGGAGUACCAUUAUUAAUCCCGGACAACAAUGUAUCACCGUGUAAAGACUCUAAAAAGGAGCACAAGGGAUUUAUGACUCUUGGACCUAAACGGCGAUUACAGAAAGCACUUAUGAAAAUGAACAUACUGCCAAAGAAUACGAUCAACGACGGUGUACAUUUGGAUGAUCCUCUUGCUCCACCGCACACACCACCGGGAACAGGGCUUACGCAAACUACUACUAAUCUAUAUCAUUCGAAAAGUAAUCCAGAUCUUACGUCGCUUUAUUGUUACGAUGAUUUAAGGGCAAACGAUUAUCCUGAACACGUGCUCAAGGUAUAUAAAGCUGACCAAACCUGCAAAUAUCUUCUUAUUCACAAAGAAACAACGGCGCAUGAGGUAGUAAUGCUUGCACUUCAAGAAUUUGGCAUAACAGAAAGUAGUUCAAAUUUCUCUCUGGCGGAAGUAAGCGUCGGCGAAGGUGGCAUGAUUAAACAGCGUAGAUUACCAGAUCAAUUACAGAAUCUUGCUGAACGGAUCGGAUUAAGCUCUCGAUACUACUUGAAAACUAACGGAAUUUCCGAAACUUUAGUAGCUGACGAUCAAGCUCCGGAACUCAUUCGAGAGUCUCAAGUACACUUUCUGCAAUUGAAUGCCGUGGAAGUAGCAAUACAACUGACUCUGCAAGACUUCAGUAUAUUCAGACAAAUCGAGUCCACGGAAUAUGUGGAUGACCUGUUUGAAUUGAAGAGUAGGUAUGGUGUUCCUAUGCUCAGUCAGUUUGCAGAACUAGUCAACAGAGAAAUGUUCUGGGUUGUAACGGAAGUUUGUUCGGAACAUAAUCUCGUACGGCGCAGUAAGAUUAUAAAGCAAUUUAUUAAAAUAGCGCGUCAAUGCAAGGAGUGCAAGAAUUUCAAUUCCAUGUUCGCGAUCGUAUCCGGUUUAGGUCAUGGCUCAGUAUCGAGAUUAAGAGCUUCAUGGGAAAAACUGCCAACCAAAUAUCAAAGAUUAUUCAGUGAUUUACAAGAAUUAAUGGAUCCCAGCCGCAAUAUGAGUAAAUAUCGACAAUUGGUGGCGUCUGAACAAACGCAACCACCCAUAAUACCUUUCUAUCCAGUCGUGAAAAAAGACUUGACCUUUAUACAUCUUGGUAAUGACUCAAGAGUAGAAAGUCUAGUGAAUUUCGAAAAACUCAGAAUGAUCGCGAAGGAAGUGAGAACAUUAACAAAUAUGUGUUCCUCACCUUAUGAUUUACUAACUAUGUUAGAAAGGGGUGGGCAACCACCAAGUUCCGCGAUGGUAGCUUUGAACCAAAUGACUACUGGCAAUCAAGGUGGCCAAACUGCAACUGUGAAACGACGAAAAAAAUCCACGGCUGCACCAAAUCCGAAAAAAAUGUUUGAGGAAGCACAGAUGGUUCGAAGAGUGAAGGCCUAUCUCGCGAACAUGAAAGUGAUCACCGACGAAGAACGGUUACAUCAACUUUCUGUUGAUUGCGAACCACAUGCAGGAGCCGUUGCAGUUGCAGCUGCGGUACCAUUGGGUGGCAGUCGGGGAAGGAGACAUCCGUCGCCUACUCUGUCGACUACCAGUAGCGCCAGUAGUACCAGUGAAGGCAGGAAGAGUAUACAAGGUACAAAAUUCGGCGCUGCGUCGCCACAAGCAGUUAGGAAGAUGUUGGCUCUGUCUGAUCCUCAUAAGACACGACCAUAUCAACCUAAGCACUGUGCACCUCCGUUACCUGUACCGGGAUUAGCCUUGCAUUCGAGCGGUUUAGAACCUAGUCCAGGUGCACCUAGAAGAGUAGGAUCCGGCAGCAGGGUACCAAUGCACGAACGAUCCCACAGUGAUACACCUGCCAGCUUACCACCGCCUGUCGAUCUCAGUGCAGAGAGCAGUAGUGUAACUAGUUUGAGCAAUCUCCAGCCUCUAAGAAAAACCUUAACAAGUGGUUCGGUGACGAGCAGUGACAGUGGUCAUAGCACUCAACUGGACAGCCACAGCGGGAGCAGCGUGGAAGCGGGCGGCAGCCCACCGCCACCGCAAAGACGGCACUCCGCUCUGCAAGGGUCUGUUAUAAGAGGCGGAGCACCUCCGUUUCCUCACGCGGUAGCAGUGUUACCUCCGCUUCCUGCCAAUCAGAAUCACAACCACAAUCAUCAUCACCAUCAUCACCAUCACCAACAUUAUCACGAUCAUCUUCUUCAUCAUCAUCAUCACCAACCCCCAACUCCUCAAGGUACUACGGGAUUAGGAGUAAACAUGGGCCUAGGGAUGCCAGCUCCGCUGCCACCGCCUGGAGCGGGGACCACGACCAUAAUGACGACGAUGGGUGCCAUGGCGGGUAACAUGACGUCGUCGAUACGAUCCGGCAUGAGUAACACACCGCAAUGUCGUCAACCACCGGCGUACAAAGUUGCGCAGCAGAUGGCGAGAUUGCACAGACUCGGUCGUGCUAACAGCCACGAGGGGGUCACCUAUCGAGGAACCGAUCACGAAGAUGAUGACGAGGACGCUCAAGUGUCGGCGGUUUAAAUGAUCCACGAGUUUCGCCGAGUCUCAAUUAUCGUUUAGUUAAUUUUGUCAUACUGUUUUUUUUUGCACGGCCAAAAGAGAAAUCGUUGCCGGAUGAUGCCAUGCGCGAACUGUUAAGCGAAAAGAGAAUGCAAGAAAGAUCGAUAACGCUUACGAACUUUCUUCUUAUAACGGCGAAUGUCGUUUUGCAUUUGUAGCAUCCUAAUUCGAUGGCUUUUGGUCUUUAACAUGUCAUGACAUUCUCUUGAGGCGUGGGCCAAUUUUUCAUGUUGAUGGAACCUUAGACUUUACUAUGAGAAAAGGCGUUUAUUCUUAUUUAAACAGAACGCUUGUCUUCCAAGGGUCACCGCGACGAACCUGAAGGAAUCACCGAGAAUCUCAAGCGUUAAAAUAUUUAUACAACGUAUCGUGGAAAGCGACAAAUAACUGGCAAAUGUCGGUAAGCAAGAGAAAAGACGGUAGGAGAAGAAUACUUUUCUUUUAUUAGACUGAAGAAACGUUUCUCAAAUAAGCGCUCGUGGGCUUUCACGAGGUAGCGAGAAGCGAAUUAGAUGAGAGAAGGAGAGAAAAUUAUCGUAAUAUUCUAUAUAAAUGUGUAAUAAAACCAAGUCCAAAGAUGUUAUAUAUAUAUAUUGCGUGUCGCCAGAGAAAGUAUGACGGCGUGUUCUGUAAUAUAUACUUAGUAGGCUAAUCUUUAGUGUCCCAUAAUAGCAUAAGUUGGUGUAAAUAGCGUAGUGUUAUAGUAAUUAGGGAAGAGAAGUAAAGAAAUUACGAGAAAUGAGACAAAGAUUCAUUAUUUAGAAUAGUGCGAUUAGCUUUUGUGUUAAACACAAAAAACAAUAGUUUCAUCAAACACACUUUAUAUAUUUAAUAAUUAAAAAGAUUCGUCUUUUUAACAGUAAAAAAAAAUGGAAAUGUCUCAUAAUCGUUUUAGAUUUCGUUUACGUUAGUCGAAACGGUUUAUUCCAUUUUAAGCGCCUUCCUUUUUAAAAAAUUUCUAUUGCCAAUCUGACUCUGGUACAGACAAUUUAAAUUUUAUAAGGAAAGUUGAUGUACUUUUACGCUUUCGCGAAUUUUAAUAACGACGUAAUCAAGUACAAAAGAAAAAGAGUUUCUCGAAGUCUACGAUCGAGGUAAUUAUUUUUCAGAAUCGCGUAAUCUUUUUAAGCGUAUUCGUUUACACGUCACGAAAUUAUAUACUUUGCUCCAUUUAUUUUUAUAGAAUGCAUAACUAAUUUUAACUUGUAAAUAAAUUAUUAUUUUUCUAACCUUUUUUUAUUUUUCAACCUUUAAUUCGAUACUAAUUUACAUCGAUUAUCAUCGGGUUUAUAUUCUUUAUUUUAUAAAUAAUUGGGAUUAUUUGUUUCAAGUGUAAUCUGCAACAUACGAAAGAAAUUUGUUCAAAUUGUAUCUCGUAGAAUUCGAGGAUAAAGACAAAAAUAAGAAAUAACAUUUUUUCGUUACUUUACAUGUCGAUACGAGAGAAGCGGUUGGCUUUAUUACAGUAGAUUUAGCCAUGUAUAUUAAAUAUACACAGAUACAAAUGUGUGUACGUACACAUGCAUGACGCACACACACACACCCACACACCAACCCACACACACACACACACACACACACACACACACACGCUCUUGUCCUGCUUACAUGAGACUUGAGUCUUUUUAAGUAUUAUAAAGAAAUUGUAAUGCGUGCACGAUAUGUAUCGAUGCGUUAACAAAGAGGGCCUAAUUACCCAGGCACCGUUUUUACGAUUGCCAAAUAUACGGAAAUCGAAAAAACGCGCGAAAGAAUGAAUGUGUAUGUGAAAAAGAAAGACAAAAAGAAAGAGUAUUAAGAGUCAACACAGUUUUUUUUAUCUCUACCAUUAAUUACAUUCCAAACUUCGUUUUGCCUUCCUCUUAAUUAUC
Acromyrmex echinatior (Panamanian leafcutter ant) is the source of this 7369-nucleotide messenger RNA. RefSeq names its product rap guanine nucleotide exchange factor 2. The record is from RefSeq and is a predicted model, not a curated record. Gene Ontology annotation, cellular component: plasma membrane; apical plasma membrane. Gene Ontology annotation, biological process: Ras protein signal transduction. NCBI's taxonomy places the organism in Eukaryota, Metazoa, Arthropoda, Insecta, Hymenoptera, Formicidae. Gene Ontology annotation, molecular function: protein binding; guanyl-nucleotide exchange factor activity.